CCACAGAGUUAUAAGUUUUAACCUCUUUAUUGGGUGUCUUCUCAUCAUACGUGCAGGCAUCAAAUGAUUUGAAAAGGAGGGUCAAUUCACUCAAGUUUCUAUUGUUUUCUUUUAUCCAUUGCAGGUACCUAACACGAUCCACAGAGAGAAAGAGAGGAGAGAGAGAAUAGGAGGUGUACAUGAAAGGAAUAUUAAUAAUAAUAAAUGUUUGAGAUAUCCAGUAAAUGGGUAUUGAUUUCUUUUUGUGAGGGACUUUUUAAACCCCAUCUCUCUUUUAUUUAUUUUCCUAUCUUUUAAGAUUGAGAGGAGCAGAUAUUGAGUUUGACAAGAGCAACUCUCAAGCUCGAGAGGUAGACCACUUGUGAUGCGGUGAUGUGCUCAGAUCCAUCUUGCCCUCAUGUAUUUUAGCCAUAAUUGGAUGGAUUUGUGCAAGCAAAGCCGUGUCGGCGUCGACUGAAUUGUGGAGAAUAUAUGCUAUGAAAUGGCCUAAUUGAAGAAACCAAAUUGAAGCAUCUCUCGUGUCCGUACACUGAUCUGAGAUUUGAUUUGGCUUCAUCAUCAUCAUCGAUAUGGCAACGUACUUUCAUGGGAGUUCAGAAAUCCAAGCUGACGGAUUGCAGACACUUUAUCUCAUGAAUCCAAACUACAUAGGCUACUCUGACACACAGCAACCUUCUGCAGCCAACAUGCUCUUCCUCAACGCUACUCCAAACUCGCUCAAUCCUACAAACCUACCAAAUAUGUCACUGCAAAACCAGCACUUUGUUGGGAUCCCACUUCCAAACAUGGGAUCAGCCAAUUCUGAUGAUCAAAACCGCUCCUCACUGCAUGCCCAGCCUGAGAUGUCAUCUCUACAAGGGAUAGUCCCUCGUUUUCACUACAAUUUAUGGGGCUCAACUGAUCAAAAUCCCACCGGAAACCAGCCCCAGAUUCCAACAGCGGUGGCGGCCGCCAGUUCUGGCGGUGCAGCUGACGUUACAUCGCAGUUGGGGUUACGGCGACAAGUUGUUUCACCUACUCAGCAAGGUUUAUCGCUGAGCCUUUCGCCUCAUCAGCCUACUUACCGGUCAGUUCCCGGGGAGCAUGACAUUCAGGUGCAGCAACAGCCUCCAGUCCAGGCAAUAUCGCCCACAAGUGGCGAUGAUAUGCGAGUAUCGGGGGGUUCUUCAUCGACAGCAUCUGCAGUUUCGAAUGGAAUUUCUGGUAUGCAAAGCGUUCUUUUGGGGUCCAAGUACUUGAAGGCUGCACAGCAGCUUCUGGAUGAGGUCGCUAACGUUGGGAAGGGAAUCAAGACUGAUUCCGGCGAAGAAACUAAAGAGAGGGAGAAGGUGAACACUAUCUCAGUGGCUGCAUCGACCGGAGAAGCCCUGAGUGGAGGCGAAAGUAGUGCCAAACGUGGAGCUGAGCUAUCCACAGCACAAAGGCAGGAGCUUCAGAUGAAGAAAGCCAAGCUUGUCAACAUGCUUGAUGAGGUGGAGCAAAGGUACAGGCAGUACCACCAACAAAUGCAAAUUGUAGUUUCUUCAUUUGAGCAAGCAGCUGGGCAGGGAUCAGCAAAAUCAUACACUGCCUUGGCUUUACAGACCAUCUCAAAGCAGUUCAGGUGUCUAAAAGACGCCAUUUCUGCACAAAUCAAAGCCACAAGCAGCAGCUUAGGUGAAGAAGACUGCUCAGGAGGGAAGGUGGAAGGUUCUAGACUAAGGUUUGUGGAUCAUCAGCUUCGGCAACAGCGUGCCUUGCAACAGUUGGGAAUGAUCCAGCACAAUGCUUGGAGACCACAGAGAGGACUUCCUGAGAGAGCUGUUUCUGUUCUUCGUGCUUGGCUCUUCGAACACUUCCUUCACCCCUAUCCUAAGGAUUCCGACAAACACAUGCUUGCCAAACAAACGGGGCUUACUCGAAGCCAGGUGUCAAACUGGUUCAUAAAUGCUCGGGUUCGACUGUGGAAGCCAAUGGUUGAAGAAAUGUACUUGGAGGAAAUAAAGGAUCAGGAGCACAAUGGUUCCCAAGACAAUGCAAGCAAGAGUGAAGCCAACAAGGAGUUGGGUUCAAAAUCCACUGCCGCACAAGAGAGUGGUGCAACUAGGGUGGAUCAAACAAACGAUUUCCAAUCCAAACAAGAAAAAUCGACCACCCAGAAUGCUUCUCCUGCUGAGCUUUCAAAUUCCACAAUGUCGACAUCCCCCAUGGGAGGCUCACUUCAAGUCCAAGCUGGCUUCAAUCUCAUAGGGUCAUCUGAGAUUGAAGGUAUGGUUCAAAGAAGUCCAAAAAAACCAAGAAGCUAUGACAUUCAGAGUUCACCCAGUAGCAUUCUCUCAAUGGACAUGGAAAUGAAACCCGGUGGGACAAGUAGGGAAAUUAGCAUGAAGUUUGGUAGUGAAAGGCAAGCCAAGGAUGGAUAUCCAUUAAUAACAGGAGCUAUAAAUAAUGGUGGUGGAUUUGGCGCAUACUCCCCCAUUGGAGACAUAGGAAGGUUUAACCCUGAGCAGUUGGCACCCAGAUUUCAUGGAAAUAGUGUUUCCCUCACUCUUGGUCUUCCCCACUGUGAAAACCUCUCUCUGUCAGGAAGCCAACAAAGCUACCUAUCCAAUCCAAACGUUCAGUUGGGAAGGAGACUUGAAAUGGGAAACGGUGAACCGGACUACUGUGGGAUCAAUGCUGCACAACCUUCUCAUUCCAACGCUGCUUACGACAGCAUCAACAUUCAAAACAGAAAGAGGUUUGCUGCUCAGUUGCUACCAGAUUUUGUGGCCUGAUGAUUUUACAGAAUACCCACUUCACCCUCUCUUUUUAAGACCACUGCAAAUCACCUCUACAAUUUCUUCCAACAUUGCAGGUAAGCCUAGUAAACAAUAUCUAUAUAUUAGUGACUCAAGCCAUUCGCUCAGACAGAAAUGCAGAAUUAGACUUUCCAAGUUCACUUUGUUUCAUCUCCUCCGAGGGAAGAGAGGAGAAGCAUGCUUGAUGUGAAGAAAGAAGAAAAAGGUUAAAAUAGUUUUGAACUUGGAGAGAACAACUUGCUUUGUUACAAAGCUUAGGGAUUGGGUUCAUAUAAUUAAGGUUGACGAUUGUAUAUUGUAUUGGUAUAUACGUUUGGAUAUAGACUGAUUGGUAGAUUGCAUGAAUAUGGAAAUCGGUGAUAUCUGGGUAUACAAACCUAUAUUUUGUAAUAAUAUAAAUUUCUGUAGAUCUCCUCUAUAUAUUAUAAUUUUCUCUA
Messenger RNA from Vitis vinifera (wine grape), 3217 nucleotides. Its product is annotated as BEL1-like homeodomain protein 1. Gene Ontology annotation, biological process: regulation of transcription by RNA polymerase II. The record is from RefSeq and is a predicted model, not a curated record. Lineage: Eukaryota; Viridiplantae; Streptophyta; Magnoliopsida; Vitales; Vitaceae. The coding region runs from base 570 to 2756 and encodes 728 amino acids. Gene Ontology annotation, molecular function: RNA polymerase II cis-regulatory region sequence-specific DNA binding; DNA-binding transcription factor activity, RNA polymerase II-specific. The transcript is spliced from 5 exons.